This is a messenger RNA of Hypomesus transpacificus, 5199 nucleotides long. RefSeq names its product tripeptidyl peptidase 2 (gene tpp2). Gene Ontology annotation, cellular component: cytosol. Lineage: Eukaryota; Metazoa; Chordata; Actinopteri; Osmeriformes; Osmeridae. The coding region runs from base 527 to 4108 and encodes 1193 amino acids. Gene Ontology annotation, biological process: proteolysis. The transcript is spliced from 28 exons. Gene Ontology annotation, molecular function: serine-type endopeptidase activity; tripeptidyl-peptidase activity. The record is from RefSeq and is a predicted model, not a curated record.
GGGGAGAGGAGGACAGGAAAGGGGAGAUGACCGGGAUUAUGGAAUGAGGGAUGGAAAGGGGAACGUUAAAGGGGAUAUUAAAAGACGGACUGUAAUGGAGAAGGACAGAGAGGCAAGAGGAGAGGAAAAAUAUCAAUAUGGUCAAAUUUAAGGACUCAUGAGAUCUUGACAGUGAAGGGAAUGCAUUUAGCCUUGUGAUGUUGGGCUGUUGCAGGCAAGUUAACCUAAAAGAGGCACAUGCACAAUUAAACAAACACUUUUUUCAAGCGCGUUUGUCAAGAGUGCUGUUUGGAAAAUGCCAUAGGCUAAACAUGGAGUUUAUGAAUUAGGUGACCUUGUCUAGCUCCAACCAUUUACAAAGAUUUUCUUACAGUCUUGCCUAGCCUACUUAUUCCACAUAAGUCAACUUCAACACAAUAUUAAGGAUGGUACACAGGAUAACAAUGUCUGAAGAUGACAAACCACGACAGAGGGAAAGCCGAAGAUUGUUGACAUCAUCGAUACCACAGGAAGUGGCGAUGUCAACAUGUCCACGGUGGUGGAACCCAACGACGGAACACUGGCGGGGCUCUCUGGCAGGACGCUAAAGAUCCCCCCUGGCUGGCUCAAUCCAUCAGGGAAGUAUCACAUUGGAGUCAAAAAUGGUUACGAGUUCUUCCCCAAAGCUCUCAAAGAGAGAAUACAGAAAGAGCGUAAGGAGAAGAUGUGGGACCCUGCACACAGAGCUGCUCUGGCCGAGGCGAGCCGCAAGACAGAGGAGUUUGACCUCGCUCACCCCUCCCCCUCACAGACAGAGAAGCUGCAGAAGGAGGAGCUCCAGUGCCAGUCUGAGCUGCUGGCCUCUCUGGAGAAGAAGUACAGCGAUCCGGGGCCAGUCUACGACUGUGUGCUCUGGCACGACGGCCUGACCUGGAGGGCUGUGGUGGACACCUCAGAGUGUGGGGAGCUGUCCCAAUGCACUGUGCUGGGCUCCUACAGGGAGAGCCAGGAGUACGCCUCGCUGGGCGAGGCUGAGAUGCUCAACUACUCCGUCAACAUCUACGACGAGGGCAACACGCUCUGCAUCGUCACCAGCGGAGGGGCUCAUGGGACACACGUGGCGAGCAUCGCGGCAGGUCACUUCCCUGAUGAGCCAGAGAGAAAUGGCAUUGCCCCGGGUGCCCAGAUCCUCGCCUUGAAGAUUGGAGACACCCGCCUCAGCACCAUGGAAACGGGAACCGGACUCAUCCGUGCUAUGAUUGAGGUAAUCAACUACAAGUGUGACCUGGUCAACUACAGCUAUGGAGAAGCCACACACUGGCCCAACUCAGGGAGGAUCUGCGAGGUGAUCACAGAGGCCGUUCAGAAACACAACGUGUUGUUUGUGUCGAGCGCCGGUAACAACGGCCCCUGUCUGUCCACCGUGGGCUGUCCUGGGGGCACCACCAGCAGUGUGAUAGGUGUGGGGGCGUACGUGACCCCUGACAUGAUGGUGGCGGAGUAUUCCCUGAGGGAGAAGCUGCCCCCCAACCAGUACACCUGGUCCUCCCGGGGGCCCAGCACUGACGGGGCCCUGGGGGUCAGCAUCAGCGCCCCGGGGGGGGCCAUCGCCUCCGUGCCCAACUGGACGCUCCGGGGCACCCAGCUGAUGAACGGCACCUCCAUGUCCUCCCCCAACGCCUGCGGGGGCAUCGCCCUGGUGCUCUCAGGUCUGAAGCAGAGCGGGGUGCGUGCGUCCGUCCCGGCAGUGAGGAGGGCCCUGGAGAACACGGCCAUGAAGGUGGACGACAUCGAGGUGUUCGCCCAGGGCCACGGCAUCGUCCAGGUGGACAGGGCGCUGGACUACCUGACCCAGCACGCCGCCCUGUCCACCAGCAACCUGGGCUUCGCCGUCACCGUGGGCUCCCAGCGCGGCAUCUACCUCAGGGACCCCGCCCACAUCCUGACGCCCUCGGACCACGGGGUCGGCAUCGAGCCCGUCUUCCCCGAGAAUACAGAGAACACGGAGCGCAUCUCCCUCCAGCUGCACCUGGCCCUCACGUGCUCCGCCCCCUGGGUGCAGUGCCCCUCCCACCUGGAGCUGAUGAACCAGUGUCGCCACGUCAACAUCCGCGUCGACCCCCUGGGGCUCCGAGAGGGGCUGCACUACACCGAGGUGUGUGGCUACGACACGGCAGCCCCCAGCUCUGGCCCUCUGUUCCGAGUCCCCAUCACUGUCAUCAUCCCCACCAAGGUCAGUGAAGGCCGGAACCAAGAGGUGACCUUCAAGGACGUCCACUUCAGACCAGGGCAGAUCCGCCGACAUUUCCUCACAGUCCCUCAGGGAGCUUCCUGGGCAGAGAUCACCCUAACGUCUCACUCAGUUGACGUGUCGUCCAAAUUUGUUCUUCACGCGGUUCACCUGGUCAAGCAGAAGGCCUACAGAGCCAACGAGUUCUACAAGUUCUCCUCUCUCCUGGAGAAAGGCUCUCUGACCGAGGCCUUCCCUGUGCUGUCGGGCCGGACGGUGGAGCUGUGUAUCGCCCGCUGGUGGGCCAGCCUCGGUGACGUCAACGUGGAGUACAGCAUCUCCUUCCAUGGCCUCGCAGUCUCUCCCUCUCCCUUACACAUACAUGCCUCAGAAGGCGUGACCAGUUUCGACGUGUUGUCUCCCCUGCGGUACGAGGACGUGUCUCCCAGCAUCACGCUCAAGGCCUGGGUCCAGCCCCUCAGGCCCGUCAGCUCCAAGACCAAGGCCCUGGGCCUCAGAGAUGUGCUGCCCAACAACAGACAGCUCUACGAGAUCGUCCUCACCUACAACUUCCACCAGCCCAAGAGCGGGGAGGUGACCCCCAGCUGCCCCCUGCUGUGUGAGCUGCUGUACGAGUCGGAGUUUGACAGCCAGCUGUGGAUGCUGUUCGACCAGAACAAGAGACUGCUGGGGUCUGGAGACGCGUACCCACACCAGUACUCUCUGAAGCUGGAGAAGGGUGACUACACGGUGCGUCUGCAGGUGCGCCACGAGCAGGCCAGUGAGCUGGAGCGGCUGAAGGACCUGCCCUUCGUGGUGUCCCACCGCCUGUCCACCACGCUCAGCCCCGACGUGUAUGAGACGCACCGCGCCGCCCUCGCCGCCAAGAAGAAGGCCAACUCCCUCACCCUGGUGCCCGGGGCCACCCAGCCCUUCUACGUCGCCGCCCUGCCCGACGACAAGAUCCCUAAGGGGACUAGUCCAGGGUGUUAUCUGACCGGCUCCCUUGUUGUCCCCAAGAGCGAAUAUGGCAAGAAAGCAGGGCAGGCCUCUGCAAAACGACAAGGAAAAUUUAAAAAGGACCUGGUGCCAGUCGUCUACCAUCUGAUCCCCGCCCCCAACAAGCCCAAGAACGGAGCGAAGGAGAAGGAGAAGGACGGAGAGAAGGAGAAGGAUGUGAAGGAGGAGUUCACCGAGGCCCUCAGGGACCUGAAGAUCCAGUGGAUGACAAAGCUGGAAACCAGUGCUCUGUAUGAUGAGCUGAAGGAGAGCUGCUCAGGGUACCUGCCCCUGCAUGUCCAGAGGCUGCACCAGCUGGACUCUGAGAAGGAGCGUUUGAAGCACCUGGGGGAGAUAGUGGUGGCAGCAGACGUGGUGCUGGCUCAGAUCGACCAAACCGCCCUGGCCGUCUACCUCACCAUGAAGAACGACCCGCGACCAGACGCUGCUACCAUCAAGAGUGACAUGGAGAAGCAGAAGGCGUCCCUGCUGGACGCCAUGUGCAGGAAGGGCUGCGCCCUGGCCGACCAGCUCCUCCAGCCCCCCGGGCCCCAGGAGGGGGCAGGCGCCGGGGAGGCCUCCGAGGAGGCCGAGGUGAGCAGCUCAGACGAGCCCCAGGAGGACAGGGUCAAGGCCCUCAGCGACACCUUCUGGGAGGUGCAGAAAUGGGCGGAGCUGACCGACUCUAAGGUGUUGAUGUUCUCCUACAAACACGCGCUGGUCAACAAGAUGUACGGCAGGGCCCUGAAAUACUCCUCCAAGAUAGUCGAGGACAAACCAAGUAAAGACAACCUGAAGAACUGCAUCCAGCUGAUGAAGCACCUGGGAUGGACACACAGCGCCACCUUCACAGAGAACUGGCUCCCCAUUAUGUACCCCACAGACUAUACAUCCUUCUAAACACACACACACACACUCUCACACACACACACACACAGGAUGGGUUGUACAUGGCUCAUGCAUGAUCACCCAGGGAUUCCAUCUUUCCAUGGUCACAUCAGACCUCUUCAACCCACGGUGACGUCACUUCAAGUCUGGGACACGAACCCCCCCCCUCCCCCCCCCCCGAGGAAGCAGGACUGAGUCUGCUGUGUGUCAGUGUUGCCACCCUCUCAUCCAGGUGCCUUCCCAUCAGUACCUUACGUCAGCAGGAGGAACAGUGUGCUCCUCUCUGUCUCUGUCAAGCAGCAGCCUCUGUCGUGUGCCCCGGGGGGGGGCCCGUUCACCACUCCCAAUGCUCAUUCAAUCACCCUCCAUCAUCUCCAACAUCCUUCACACGCUGUAUCUUGUUUUAUAUUUUGCCGUGGCUAUAAAGAGAUUACUUCAACUCCAACUGCAUCACAGACCUUACUAUCACAAACCUCUGUGUAGAAGCUCAUGUCAUUGUGGAUGAAGAGACUUGGGGGGGGGGGGGGGAGGCAGGUUGUCCCAGAACUGGACUAUCUGAUGUUCUCUUUUAAUCCAAGACGGUUGUUGAUGCCCGUCUGAGAUCCUAACCCAUUAUGUACAGAGCUGAGUGUGUAGAUGAUCGUCAAGCGAAGAUGCGUGUUUGAAUCUAUAAACGUGAUGUUUUCUUAUUUUUUUCUCUGGCACGUCCUAACGGUUGUGCGCCACCUUGAUGAAGCUACAUUGUGUAGAAAUGUACAUACACAUUAUAGCCAUGUACAGACAUGUCUACGAAACAAGCACCAUGAUAAAGAGGCAAUAUAACUAGACAGGAAAGUAGUGGUCGUUCUCCCGACUGGAUUUGAAAUGUAUGCAUGUCACGUCAAGGAAACAGUCGGCUUCAUUUCGAAACAGCUCACGUCUUUUUUUAGUUUAAGAUUUUUUAUCUCUGAAAACCCUCAUGGCUUCGUUUCCCGAGAGCCCUCUGUGACUGUGUUUGGGAUUGAGAGAGAGUGACUUGUGACACAUUGAAGGGUCAGACAAGGGGCACAUCACAUCAGAGAGACCCCUAUACUUCAGUGUAUUAAACCCUUGAAUAAACACUG